Scomber japonicus (chub mackerel) is the source of this 1985-nucleotide messenger RNA. RefSeq names its product histone H3.3A. NCBI's taxonomy places the organism in Eukaryota, Metazoa, Chordata, Actinopteri, Scombriformes, Scombridae. The transcript is spliced from 4 exons. The coding region runs from base 175 to 585 and encodes 136 amino acids. Gene Ontology annotation, cellular component: nucleosome. The record is from RefSeq and is a predicted model, not a curated record. Gene Ontology annotation, molecular function: protein heterodimerization activity; structural constituent of chromatin; DNA binding.
CCACAGAAAUGUUGUGCACGCUGUUGCAUUGUGGGGACAGAUGAUUGACGCGGCGGCCAUUUUCCCGCUGGACGCUGCUUCCCAUUGUGGAUACGAAGAAGAAAAUAAAGAGACAAGCGGAACAUUUCUCACGACUUCUACUCACUUUUCCCCCCUAGGUGAUCUGUAGUAGUCAUGGCCCGUACCAAGCAGACUGCCCGUAAGUCCACUGGAGGCAAAGCCCCACGUAAACAGCUGGCCACAAAGGCUGCUCGCAAGAGCGCCCCUUCCACUGGUGGUGUGAAGAAGCCCCAUCGCUACAGGCCUGGUACUGUGGCUCUGCGUGAGAUCCGUCGUUAUCAGAAGUCCACUGAGCUGCUGAUUCGCAAGCUGCCCUUCCAGCGCCUGGUGAGAGAAAUUGCCCAGGACUUCAAGACUGAUCUGCGUUUCCAGAGUGCAGCCAUUGGAGCUCUGCAGGAGGCCAGCGAGGCUUACCUGGUGGGUCUGUUUGAGGACACCAACCUGUGCGCCAUCCACGCCAAACGUGUCACCAUCAUGCCCAAAGACAUCCAGCUGGCACGUCGCAUCCGCGGGGAGCGUGCUUAAACACCCUCUCCUCCUCCUCCUCCUCCUCCUGAUCCUUUUCACCUCCUCCUGCCCUUCCUUCACCAGUCUGUCUCUCCAUCCCUCUGCCCCUCACCCGCUCCCCGCCUCCCUCUCUCCCUGUGUUAGUAGUGUGUAGAGGAAAACUGAUUAUAUUAUGAAUAAAGUGUAUAGUCGUGUUUUUCUUAGUGCUCUUGGCAGCAGACUUCUAGGAUACUCUCUUUCUGUGCAUGUAUCGACUCUUUGGUGAUGAGAUCUCCUUAAGUACACACAUCUCCUGGUUCGCACUGUUUCUAUUCAGACACGCAGGUGAGGGUGAGAGGAUGAUGCGUGGAUAUAACAAGGAAAAUGGACUAGAACAAUGCAGACUUGGAGGGACAGACAGGAGGAGAGGAUGGGUAUUUGUCUGCUGGGGGACUCUUGUCUCCUCUCUACAGCAGGGUGCUACAAGAACUUACUUGUUCCUCUUCUCCUGCUAUCUAUGCUCUGCCAGCCUCCGCUGUCAAACAUGCAGAGGUGACUGUUAGUCUCAUCUGUUGUAGGCCGGGGCUGGAUUUUCUGUCCCUGAAUGUGUCUGCGUGAGUGUUUGCUCUCAUCACCACAGUAAAUUGUAUACAAUCCAUCAGCAUCUUUGGAGAAGUUGAUUUAAGAUUACCAUAUUGAUCAUCGCUGUCAUUCAUCAUGUUAGUUUUUUUUCUUCCAAAUAAGACUUACACAUGGGAUUUCUUUUUCACUGCAAUCUAUUUGUGGAUGAGAUGGAGAUGGGGGGAUGAAUCAGAUUCAAACAGAACAAAAACAAACAAAAAAAACAGAUUUGAACUAUUUUUUCUACUGAAAUGUGGAGCUACUGAAUCGUUCUGGCACCAACGUUUAAAUCCUCUUGUAGAUGCUCUUUUCCUGACUGACAGAAGAGUUUCACCUCACCUGUUUUUGUGGUGUUCCAAUUGGUUUUAUCUAAUUAUUUUACCCAAAGCUCGAGCGCUCAAGCAUGGUGUCAGAGAUACUUUUUUAACCGUGGCUCAUUUUCUAAUAAAGGACCUUUUUAUAACAAAGGUUCAUUAAGGUUUGUAAUGUUCUCCAAAACCAAAAGAUCUCAAGAUUUUUUAAAACAAAGCAACUGAUUAAAAUGUGAAAAUGUAUCGUAAAUCAGUGUUACAUGACAGAUAAUAAUAGUCAUGUUUUCUGUAAACGUCCCCCCUUUGCCUCUAUUUUUUCCUCCAGAUCAGUUUGAUCAUCUGUGUACUGUUUCUCAGGUUGGCUCGUCACCCUUUUAACUUAAUUUUUAUUUUUUUGCUCAAUUUGAUUUUCUUUUUUGAAAUGUUGAGGAUGAUGUUUCAAUUAAACAAUGUUUGUAAUUUCCAGAUUUGUCAUAUAAGGUGGUAAUAAAUGGAUGUUACACACAC